AUGUCUGACGGGAGACAGGUCUUCUCAUCCAACAUUUAUGCCUCAGCGCCCAAUCCCUGGUGGUAUAUCACCCCGGGCCAUCCGAAAGUAUCUGCAGAGUCAAACUCUCAGUUCCCCAAUAUUAACGGUAGGAUGGUGGAUCAGGGUUCUAGCGGUGUCUUCGCCCUUGACAAACGGACGGAACCGCCCAGGCAUGCACCACAGGCGGUGAAUGCAGUAUCCACAAUCACAGGCCCUCCUCCAACUCUUCAGUAUCAUUCAAAUCAGCAACUGCAUCCGGAACUGCACCUGCCACGGCCGCUGCCCCUGCCUCAGUACCCACCCAGGAUCGUCGUUCUACCAGUAUCAGAGCAGCCUCCACAUGUAGGGAAGACCUACACCUCCCGCUUUCGCUCUCAACCCAAACCACCAAAACCAGCUCGGAUAGCGAAACCAAAGCAGGAAAAGAAGAGUAGUAUGACGCGCAGCAAUGCGCCCAGUUCACAUACGCGUACGUCAGCAGAGGCAGAGAUGCAGGUAGAAGCUGACGCUGAUCUAUCCACAGCUCGACCUCCCACUCCACUUCCCUUCCCUCCCUUGACACAUCCCUAUCGCUCGGACUCCAUCCCCCACUCGAGCUUGACAUCCGCGACAUGGUCGCAUUCGCCUAUGACACCAGUAGGCUACAAAGCAGGAGCAGAAGCAGAAGCUGCGCCACCCCCUGCCCGGCAACUUUUUAGCAGCCGCGCGCUACCCCGCCCACAGACGUGGAGUGUGAGGCAGGGUGAAGGAAGCGUGCUGCGCCCGUACAUCAGUGUCGCUGAUGCAUCGCCGGCUGCUUUGCCUCUGAGUCUGCGAGUCGGGUAUAGAAAACGGAUUCAAGUGCCUUCGAAUUCUUCUUCUUCUUCUUCUUCUUCUUCUUCUUGUUUUGCUUCUGUAAUAUCAGCAGAACCUGAUACAGGAGUUCGAUGUCGUUGUGAAGCGUGUUACCCAGGUGAAGAUCGGAUACAAGAACAAGCGCCGCCUACCCGCGCGCCACACCCAACUGCUUCGGCGUCUAAUGAUGCUAACGCGCAUCAUUCCGAUGCGGGAGCUUGCGCUACGGGGACAUCACUCCCGCUACAAGCUGGAAUUGCAACCUCGUCGGGUGGUGCAACUGCCACCCACAGAAAACGCGUGCGUGAAGACGCUGAGGAAUUUGCAAUGCCGCUUAGCUUUGAUCCCCGCCGUGCAUACACCACCCACAAAAAACGUGUGCGCGUGCGUGAACUUGAGGACGCCGACAAAUAUGCAACGCCUAACCUUGAUCCCCGUGCAUACACAUCUUCGUCGUCGUCCUCGUUGUUGUGUGCAUCAUCAUCAUCAUCGAAGCUGACUCCUCAUUUUUACACAGAUGCAGAAGCUCCUCUGAUCCAUAAUUCCUCCCAAGUUCCCUUCACCACAAUCACGACCUCCUCCUCCUCCUCCUCCUCCUCCUCCUCCUCCUCCUCCACCACCACCGCCGCCGCCGCCGCCACUGCCCGUUUACCCAAUUACCACACUCGGAAACCAACCCUUCGACUCCGACCAGCUACAUGGCACACCCCCAUACCCCCACUCGUAUUCGAGCCCCUUUGGACUCAGAACAAGCAAAGUCCACACACCAAUCCCGACCUCCGCCAACCGCGGCGGCCUAAAAUGCAUGCAUAUGGGAAUUUUCCGCAGGGUAAUGGGUUUCACAGGUACUACACACUGACUUUCUCCUCCUCCUCUUCCUCUUCUUCUUCCUCGAGCUCCAGCUCUAAUAGCACGAGCACGAGCACGAGCACAUGCUCAGAGUCCGUGCCCGAGUUGUCGGCGGAGGAUGACGUAGAAGAACACGGUGGGGUGUUGAAGAGAACGGUUGGAGGGAAGCGUGAGCUCGUAUCUCGUCCUUCAAAGAGAAAGAAAGCCCGGUCGGCCUCUCAGUCGAAUUUAAAGGAGCGAUAUUUGAGCUGUCCGCGGGCUGAGGCUGAGGUUGUGAUGCCGCCGCCACUGCCGCAAGCCCAAGCUCAAGCUCAAGCCGGAACACAAUUCACCGUCGAGCAAGAGCAGCAAGAUUCAGAAGUGAAUUUUGGAAAGUACGUCGAGGCUUUGCGGGGGUACUGCAGGAGGAUCGGCGAGGAAUCAAUUUUAACGCAAUUUGAUUCUAUCCUGUGGACACUAGAAAAAUCAAAGACAAAAGAGCUGCCGAACGGCGACGAACUCGCAUGCAUUGAAGACGUCGCAUACCUUCUCAAAGACCACCCGGAGGAAUUGCACGCGUUCGCACGCGUCUUCAACACAGCAUACACCAUCGAGUGCGGGCAUGGGUGGGUGAUGGUGUGUACCCCCUCCGGCGAGCUGUUCAAGACGACGGAAGAUGGUAAGGAACGGCCAUGGGAGUCCCGCGAUACUGUUCCUCCUGUGUAUCGGCCACGGAAUUCUGCAUCCGCCAAAAAGUGA
This is a messenger RNA of Psilocybe cubensis, 2442 nucleotides long. RefSeq lists its product as uncharacterized. The transcript has 3 exons. The record is from RefSeq and is a predicted model, not a curated record. The coding region runs from base 1 to 2442 and encodes 813 amino acids. NCBI's taxonomy places the organism in Eukaryota, Fungi, Basidiomycota, Agaricomycetes, Agaricales, Agrocybaceae.